UAUAAAAUCAAAGUUCCCAUUGUUAAGUGAUUUACAGAGGUUUCAAAAAUGGCUGAUAUCCAAGCCUACAUCAUACUUCUCUUCCUUUGGUUAGCGUCUCUCAUUUUGGUCAAAACCAUCUUCUCCAAGAAGAAGACGGCCUCUCGUCUCCCGCCGAGCCCGACGGCCUUACCAUUCAUCGGCCACCUCCACCUUCUCGCACCGAUACCUCACCAAGCCCUUCACAAGCUUUCAACCAAACAUGGACCCUUGAUGCAUAUCCGUCUCGGGUCUGUUCCUUGUGUUGUGGCAUCCUCCCCGGAAAUGGCUAAGGAGUUCCUCAAAACACACGACUCAUCCUUCUCCAACCGACCCAUAACAGCCGCUGUCGACUACCUUACGUAUGGCUCUGCUGAUUUCUCCUUUGCUCCAUACGGGCCGUAUUGGAAGUUCAUGAAGAAAAUCUGCAUGUCUGAACUGUUAAACGGCCGAAUGCUGGACCAGUCUCUCCCGGUUAGAGGUGAAGAAUUAAGGCGGUUCUUGCGGUUCAUGGAGAAAAAAGCAAGCGCAGGUGAAAAAGUGGAUGUCGGAGGACAGCUCGUGAGGCUAACUAAUAACAUCGUGUCGAGAAUGAUAAUGAAUCGAACAUGUUCCGGUAAUGAAGAUGAAGCCGAAGAGGUAAGGAAGUUGGUGGAAGCAACAGCUGAGCUAACGGGACGGUUUAAUUUGUCGGAUUUCAUCUGGUUUUGCAAGAAUUUGGAUUUGCAAGGAAUGAAGAAACAGCUCAAACACGUUCGUGAUAAGUUUGACUCAAUGAUGGAAAAAAUAAUAAAGGAACAUGAAGAUGUAAGGAAGAGGAACGAUAAUGGAGGUGCAGUAAAAGAUUUACUUGAUGUCUUACUUGAUAUAUCAGAAGAUGAAAACUCGGAGAUGAGAUUAACCGGAGAAAACAUAAAGGCCUUCAUCCUGGACUUAUUUGCAGCUGGAACCGACACAUCUGCAGUAACAAUAGAAUGGGCUUUAUCAGAGCUCAUUAAUCAUCCAAACAUAAUGGAGAAAGCAAGAGAAGAGGUGGAUAGUGUUGUAGGGAAGAAGAGAAUAGUUGCAGAAUCAGAUAUCAGCAAUCUCCCAUACCUUCAAGCUAUCGUAAAAGAAACAUUAAGGCUUCACCCCACCGGUCCUAUGAUCGUAAGGGAGUCGACCGAAGACUGUAUUAUCGGAGGUUACGAAAUUCCGGCAAAGACACGACUGUUCGUUAAUGUUUGGGCUAUCGGUAGGGAUCCGAAUCACUGGGAAGACUCACUUGAAUUCCGACCGGAGAGGUUUAUUGAAGGGAGUGGGAAGAGCCAGAUGGAUGUGAGGGGACAGCAUUUUCAGUUGUUGCCAUUUGGGAGUGGGAGAAGAUCGUGCCCUGGGACUACAAUGGCAUUGGGAGUUGUUCAGACGAGCCUUGCUGCUAUGAUCCAAUGCUUUGAGUGGAAAGUUGAUGGGAGUGUUGAUAUGAAAGAAGGACCUGGAUUGACCCUUCCAAGGGCUCAUCCACUGAUGUGUGUCCCUCUCCUUCGGCUGAAUCCUUUUCCAUCUGUUUGAACUUUGAAGUGCAAAUAAAAUCAAAUUCAAACUCUUCUCUUGCACAUACACAGAAGUAUCAUUGCAGAGAACCCAGAUAGUAGCUGGUUUUUCGAUGAAAUUAAAUUGGGUUGGGUCUAAACAACUGUUCUAGGCCCUUCAACUGUUGUUACAGAUUGUUGGUUUCUAGGUUAUUAGUGAUUCUAUGGUUGUUGGCUCAGUUGUAAUUAGAGUUAUAAA
Messenger RNA from Hibiscus syriacus, 1788 nucleotides. Its product is annotated as cytochrome P450 93A3-like. Bases 49 to 1569 code for a protein of 506 amino acids. The record is from RefSeq and is a predicted model, not a curated record. The transcript is spliced from 2 exons. Gene Ontology annotation, cellular component: membrane. Gene Ontology annotation, molecular function: heme binding; oxidoreductase activity, acting on paired donors, with incorporation or reduction of molecular oxygen, NAD(P)H as one donor, and incorporation of one atom of oxygen; iron ion binding. Lineage: Eukaryota; Viridiplantae; Streptophyta; Magnoliopsida; Malvales; Malvaceae.